AGCUCCAUUUCACUUCCACUUUUAUCCCUACCAGGAAGGGACAGUUCCUUCUUAGUGACAGAUGUCCUUUCUGGAAAUGAGAGGAGGGCAGGGUGUUGACUGAGCCAAAACAAGGUCAAGGAAAAGCUUGCACACAAAGAAGUUUUUCCUCCUGAGGAAUUGUUAGGCAAGUGGUGCAUAUGGACUGCUAGUUCUCCUAUGUGGGAUGAUUUUGAGGCCUCUGAACAGAUACCUAGAGAGCUGGCUAAUGAAAUGGAGAAUGGGGAGAGGCUCAUUCUCAUCCUGGCUAUUUAUUCUUGUGCUGUUUGCUCCCAGGGAGAUCCUGACAGCCAAUCACAAGCAUGAAUUGCAAUUCAUUGCAGUGGGCACAUCUCAAGGUCUCUUGGAGUUAAGUGCUAUUGCCUUCAUUGAUGACAUUCAAUGGGCUUCCUAUGGCAAACCACUCCAGCAGAUAAAAGUGAAGCAUGCCUGGAUCUCUGAAGCUUUGGGGAGACAAUUCCUCAAGGAGAUGCAAUACCAGAUGACAGACCAGGAGGAAGGUUACCACCGCUUCAUCCAGCACUUGACAAGAAAUGACAGGAGUAAGAAUCAUCGCACUUUGCAGUUUUAUCUAAAUUGUGAAUUAAAUGAAGAUAUUCCCUUGAAAUACCAUGUAAAGUAUGGUUUUGAUGGAGAAGAUUUUAUUGAGACAAAUGAGAAAGGAAAAUGGAAGGUCUUGCACCAUUGGGCUAUUGGCUCUGAAAUCUUUUUUGAAAGUCCGGCCGUCUUCGAACAGUUUAAUAAGAUAUAUUGCAUUGGAGUCAUGCAGAAAAUCCUUCAGAAGUCAAGCUUGAAAGAGAAUCGACCACCCGACAUGUAUGUGUCCCACCAAGAAUUCCCUAAUGGCACCAUCACCUUUUCCUGUACAGCCACAGGCUUCUACCCACAAGCUAUCCAGAUGUCCUGGAAGAAAGCUGAUAAUGGAACCAUAGUGGGGAAAGAGGACUCUAGUGGUAUACUUCCCAAUUCUGAUGAUACCUUUUAUCUUCAAAUCUCCCUGGAGGUCCAGCCAGGAGAGCUUAGAACAGGUUAUGCUUGUGUGGUGGAUCACAGUCAGCUGGAGGCACCAGCUGUGCUCCCUGUUCAUGAGAAGCCCACCAAGGGGAAUAUUUGGGUUGUUGUCCUGAGCAUCCUGAUAGCAGCCAUUCUGUUGAUUAGCUGUUUUGUAAUCUUCAGGAAAUGGAGGAAGACAUGAUCAAGUUUGUACCAUUAGAUAUGUUUGUUUGUUGGAAAGGAAGUAUGGCAUAAUGGAUAGAGAAGACCUGUAUUCAAAUCUGAUCUCUGACACAAACUGGCUGUAUGUUCCUGGCCAAAUCACUUAACCUCUCCAUACCUUAGGCAAUUUUCUAAUACUUUAAAUUCCAGGGAAGAUACUUAUCUCCAGUGGUAAAAAUUUUUUUCUUACCUGUGUUUAGCAGAACGUUUGCCACCUAAUAAGCCCUAAAAUAAAGGUCUGUUGUCGACUCACUGAUCUGGGAAUUCCUUUCACCAGUAAAAUCACAGGUCCAGUGCCUUUAACUAUAUUUGGUUUGUAGCUCAAUUGCAUUUCUGACUGUAUUUAUCCUCUACUCUCCAAAUAAAGAAUUUAAAAGA
Molecule: messenger RNA, 1632 nt
Organism: Monodelphis domestica (gray short-tailed opossum)
Lineage: Eukaryota; Metazoa; Chordata; Mammalia; Didelphimorphia; Didelphidae
Product: hereditary hemochromatosis protein homolog
Biological process (GO): immune response
Cellular component (GO): external side of plasma membrane
Source: RefSeq, a predicted model, not a curated record